GAGGCAGCUGCUCCAGAACCGAAAUCGAAAGCAAGCAGGUGGACUGGGAGCUCGCGCUUUACCUCUGCAGAUGCCCAGGUCCUCCCCCCACGUCUGACCUGGACUGGGGUUUUCAUCAGGCCAACAUGACGCUCAAGGAGAGAGUGUGUCUGCUGCCUUCCCCGGCGAGAACAGGAGAGCAGCCAUAACCAGCAGACCACAGCGUUCAGGCAUCCUGUGAGUGGGCAGUUUUCUCCAGAAAACAGUGACUUUAUUCUUCAAGAAGAGCCAAAUCCACAUAUGUCAAAGCAAGAGAGAAACCAAAGACCGUCCAGCAUGGUCAGCGAAACGUCCACGACUGGGACCACGUCCACCGUGGAGGCCAAACCCGGCCCCAAGAUCAUCAAGUCCAGCAAUAAAGUCCACAGUUUUGGGAAGAGGGACCAAGCCAUUCGGAGGAACCCCAAUGUUCCGGUGGUGGUGAGGGGCUGGCUGCACAAGCAGGACAGUUCUGGGAUGAGGCUGUGGAAAAGGAGGUGGUUUGUGCUUGCUGAUUAUUGCUUGUUUUACUAUAAAGACAGCCGAGAAGAAGUGGUCCUCGGGAGCAUUCCUCUGCCCAGCUACUUCACAUCGCCGGUGGGCCCUGAGGACCGCAUAAGUCGCAAGUAUUCCUUUAAGGCUGUGCACUUGGGGAUGCGAGCGCUCAUCUAUAACACCUCUGCCGGGGGCUCUCAGGCCGAGCAGUCGGGCAUGAGGACCUACUACUUCAGUGCCGACACCCUGGAGGACAUGAACGCCUGGAUCAGGGCCAUGAACCAGGCCGCGCAGGUGCUGUCGCGGUCGUCAUUGAAGAGGGACCUGGAGAAGCUGGAGCGGCAGGCAGUCCCCCAGGUCAACCACGCGGAGUCCUGUCGUGAGUGUGGCCGCGUGGGACCCGGACAUGCGAGGGAUUGUCCUCAUCGCCGCCAUGAGGACUCCUAUGGCUACGAGAGGCGGGAGCAAGAGGAAGAACGGUACCGUUCCCACCCAUCCGAGGGCAGGAGGGACAGGAGCAAGACCAGGUCUCCGUACUCGCCAGCUGAGGAGGAUGCCUUGUUUGUGGACUUACCCAGUGGCCUGAGAGGCCAGCAGGCACAGCCCCAGAGGGCAGAGAAGAAUGGCAUCGCAUACGGCCCAGCAGAGCAGAAUGGGACGGGCGGAUACCCGCGGGCCUUUCCUCCCAGGACCAACCAUGAAAAGCACAGCCAGAGGAAGAGCAGCCUGGCCCAGGUGGAGCACUGGGCAAAGUCCCAGAAGGGGGAUGGCAGGAGCUUCCCCCUGGACCAGACCCUUCCUCGCCAUGGUCCCAGCCAGUCGCUGUCCUUCCCAGAAAACUACCAGACUCUUCCCAGGAGCACCCGUCACCCGUCGGGGGGCUCCUCGCCUCCGCCCCGCAACCUGCCGAGUGACUACAAGUACGCGCAGGACCGAGCCAGCCACCUGAAGAUGUCGAGCGAGGAGCGCCGGGCACACCGCGAUGGCACCGUGUGGCAGCUCUACGAGUGGCAGCAGCGCCAGCAGUUCCGGCACGGCAGCCCCACGGCGCCCAUCUCCCCGGAGUUCCCCGAGCAGGGCCGGAGCAGGAGCAUGCUGGAAGUGCCCCGCUCUAUCUCCGUGCCUCCAUCUCCCUCGGACAUCCCUCCCCCGGGACCCCCGCGGGCCUUUCCACCCCGGCGGCCACACACACCAGCAGAGAGGGUCACAGUGAGGCCACCGGACCAGAGGAGGAGUGUGGACAUCUCGUUGGGCAGUUCUCCCAGGAAGACAUGGGGCCACACCACCAAGAACUCCUCGCACGUGGACCGACGCUCCAUGCCCUCCAUGGGUUACAUGACCCACACUGUCAGCGCUCCCAGUUUACAUGGAAAAUCGCUGGAGGAGCUCUCGCUGCUUCUCACCCGGUUACGGUGGCACCAGGCCAAGCUGGCCAGUGUGCGAGAUUUCGCCGUGGGCCAGUUACUGCAGCACCAGCUGGCCUUUCCCACCUGCCAGGCCGAUGAUACCUACCUCCAGCUGAAGAAAGACCUGGAAUACCUGGACCUAAAGAUAAAAAAUAACGAACCUUUGAUCAACGUGCUUUACAGAGUGCUGAAGAAGUCAGCACAGGGCUGGCGGCCCAGGAGACGCAUGACAGGCCGGGACCUUCUCAAGGAUCGAAGCCUGAAACCAGUGAAGAUUGCCGAGAGCGACAUUGACGUCAAACUGAGCAUCUUCUGUGAACAAGACAGGAUCCUCCAGGACUUGGAAGACAAGAUACGUGCCCUCAAGGAGAACAAAGACCAGCUGGAGUCCGUGCUGGAGGUGCUGCACAGACAGAUGGAGCAGUACCGAGACCAGCCCCAGCACCUGGACAAGAUCGCCUGUCAGCAGAGGUUGCUGCAGGAGGACCUGGUCCACAUCCGGGCGGAGCUCUCCAGAGAGUCCACUGAGAUGGAAAACGCCUGGAACGAAUACCUGAAGCUGGAGAGCGACGUGGCGCAGCUGAAGCAGACCCUGCAGGAGCAGCACCGAAGGGCCUUCUUUUUCCAGGAGAAAUCGCAGAUACAGAAGGAUCUCUGGAGGAUUGAAGACGUCACCGCAGGCCUGAGUGCGAACAAGGAGAACUUCAGAAUCCUGGUGGAGUCGGUCAAAAAUCCUGAGAGAAAAACAGUGCCUUUGUUUCCUUACCCGCCUGUGCCUUCACUCUCGACUUCUGAGAGCAAGCCGCCCCCGCAGCCCAGCCCUCCCACCAGCCCUGUGCGGACCCCUCUGGAGGUUCGGCUCUUCCCUCAGCUGCAAACCUACCUGCCCUACCGACCUCACCCGCCCCAGCUGAGGAAGGUGACGUCUCCUCUUCAGUCACCAACCAAGACAAAGCCCAAAGUUGAAGACGAGGCACCUCCCAGGCCCCCACUCCCUGAGCUCUACAGCCCGGAGGACCAGCCCCCGGCCGUGCCGCCUCUGCCCAGGGAGGCCACCGUCAUCCGGCACACUUCCGUGCGGGGCCUCAAGCGGCAGUCGGACGAGAGGAAGCGAGAUCGGGAGCAGGGGCAGUGUGUGAACGGGGACUCGAGGGUGGAGCUCCGGUCCUAUGUUAGUGAGCCCGAGCUGACGACUUUCGGUGGGGACGUGGCCCAGCCACCCCUGGGGUCCGUGGGCUCUGAGAGCAGGUACCAGACGCUGCCCAGCAGAGGGCUCUCGGGGUCCACAUCAAGGCUCCAGCAGUCGUCCACCAUUGCGCCCUACGUCACCCUCCGGAGGGGUCUGAAUGCCGAAAGCAGCAAGAUGACCUUCCCUAGACCCAAGAGUGCCUUGGAGCGUCUGUACUCAGGGGACCACCAGCGGGGCAAGAUGAGUGCGGAGGAGCAGCUGGAGCGCAUGAAGCGGCACCAGAAGGCCCUGGUCCGGGAGCGCAAGAGGACCCUGAGCCAAGGAGAGAGGACGAGCCUGCCCUCGUCUCGCUACCUCAGCCACCCGCUCCCUGGAGAUCUUGGCUCAUGGAAGCGCGAGCAGGACUUUGACCUGCAGUUGCUGGACCGCGCCGUGCAAGGGGAGAGGAAGGACGAGGAGGAGGAUGGCUGGUUGAAAGUGCAGGCCGUGCCUGUCACUGAGUUGGACCUGGAGCCGCAAGACUAUGACUUGGACAUCAACAGAGAGCUGUCCAAACCUGAGAAGGUCUCCAUCCCUGAGCGUUACGUGGAUCUGGACCCCGAGGAGCCGCCCAGCCUGGAGGAGCUGCAGGCGCGGUAUCGCAAAGCCGAGAAGAUCCGCAGCAUCCUCACCCGGUCCAGCAUGUGCAACCUGCAGCCGGCCUCAGGCCAGGACCGGAGGAACAGCGUGGCCGACCUGGACUCACAGAUACAGGAGCAGGAGCGCAUCAUAAACAUCUCCUACGCCCUGGCCUCCGAGGCCUCCCAGCGCAGCAAGCAGGUCAAAGAGAAGGCCUCUCCUGUGUCCCGUGACCCUGGCACGUGUGGGGAGCGGAGCCAAGCACGGCUGUGA
This is a messenger RNA of Myotis davidii, 3999 nucleotides long. RefSeq names its product pleckstrin homology domain containing A7 (gene PLEKHA7). The transcript is spliced from 26 exons. Gene Ontology annotation, biological process: cell-cell adhesion mediated by cadherin; zonula adherens maintenance; epithelial cell-cell adhesion. The record is from RefSeq and is a predicted model, not a curated record. Lineage: Eukaryota; Metazoa; Chordata; Mammalia; Chiroptera; Vespertilionidae. Gene Ontology annotation, cellular component: pore complex; zonula adherens. The coding region runs from base 280 to 3999 and encodes 1239 amino acids.